CCGGCGCGCCCGCGGCCGGCCCGCCGCGCCCCCCCGGCGCCCGCGCCCCGCGGCCCGCUGCCCGCCCGCAUCGGCUACUACGAGAUCGACCGCACCAUCGGCAAGGGCAACUUCGCCGUGGUCAAGCGGGCCACGCACCUCGUCACCAAGGCCAAGGUUGCAAUCAAGAUCAUAGAUAAGACCCAGUUGGAUGAAGAAAACUUGAAGAAGAUUUUCCGGGAAGUUCAAAUUAUGAAGAUGCUUUGCCAUCCCCACAUCAUCAGGCUGUACCAGGUCAUGGAGACGGAGCGAAUGAUCUACCUGGUGACUGAGUAUGCCAGCGGCGGGGAGAUCUUUGACCACCUGGUGGCCCAUGGCCGGAUGGCCGAGAAGGAGGCCCGGAGGAAGUUCAAGCAGAUCGUUACGGCCGUCUACUUCUGUCACUGUCGGAACAUCGUCCAUCGCGACCUCAAGGCUGAAAACUUGCUUCUGGACGCCAACCUGAACAUCAAAAUUGCAGAUUUCGGCUUCAGUAACCUCUUCACCCCGGGGCAGCUGCUGAAGACCUGGUGCGGCAGCCCCCCCUACGCUGCGCCCGAGCUCUUCGAAGGCAAGGAGUACGACGGCCCCAAAGUGGACAUCUGGAGCCUGGGGGUCGUCCUCUACGUGCUGGUGUGCGGAGCACUGCCCUUCGACGGGAGCACGCUGCAGAACCUGCGGGCCCGCGUGCUCAGCGGCAAGUUCCGCAUCCCGUUCUUCAUGUCCACAGAGUGCGAGCACCUGAUCCGCCACAUGCUGGUCCUGGACCCCAACAAGCGUCUCUCCAUGGAGCAGAUCUGCAAGCACAAGUGGAUGAAGCUCGGGGACACCGACCCCAGCUUCGACAGGCUGAUCGCCGAGUGCCAACAGCUCAAGGAAGAGCGGCAGGCGGAGCCCCUGAACGAGGACGUGCUCCUGGCCAUGGAGGAUAUGGGCCUGGACAAGGAGCGGACCGUGCAGUCACUGAGGUCCGAUGCCUACGACCACUACAGCGCCAUCUACAGCCUGCUGUGCGACCGCCACAAGAGGCACAAGACCCUGCGCGUGGCCCCGCCCAGCGCGCCCCGCACCAUGGCCUUCCCAGCCCCCGUCAGCAUGCAGGCGGAGCAGCCCGGCACCGCCAUCAACAUCAGCGUGCCCCAAGUGCAGCUCAUCAACCCCGAGAACCAGAUCGUGGAGCCCAACGGCACCGUGAACCUGGACAGUGACGAGGGCGAAGAGCCGUCCCCCGAAGCCCUGGUCCGCUACCUGUCCAUGAGGAGGCACACGGUGGGGGUGGCCGACCCUCGCACGGAGGUCAUGGAAGAGCUGCAGAAGCUCCUGCCGGGCAUCCCAGGCACCAGCCCGCAGACGCCCUUCCUGCAGGUGACCCCCAACCUGAACUUCACGCACACGCUGCUGCCCAUGCAGCACCUGCAGCCCUCGGGGCAGCUGGAGUACAAGGAGCAGUCCCUGCUUCAGCCACCCACCCUGCAGCUGCUGAACGGAAUGGGCCCCCUGGGCCGGAGGGCGUCCGAUGGCGGCGCCAACAUCCAACUGCACGCCCAGCAGCUGCUGAAGCGCCCCCGGGGACCCUCCCCACUGGUCACCAUGACCCCCGCAGUGUCAGCCGUCACCCCUGUGGACGAGGAGAGCUCGGACGGGGAGCCCGACCAGGAGGCCGUGCAGAGGUACUUGGCCAAUAGGUCCAAAAGACACACGCUGGCCAUGACCAGCCCUACAGCUGAGAUCGCGCCGGACCUACAGCGGCAGCUGGGACAGCAGCCUUUCCGCUCCCGGGUCUGGCCCGCUCACCUGGUACCCGAGCAGCAUCGCUCUUCCUACAAGGACUCGAACACGCUGCACCUCCCCACCGAGCGCUUCUCCCCGGUGCGCCGCUUCUCGGACGGGGCUGCCAGCAUCCAGGCCUUCAAGGCCCACCUGGAGAAGAUCGGCAACAACAGCAGCAUCAAGCAGCUGCAGCAGGAGUGUGAGCAGCUGCAGAAGCUGUACGGGGGGCAGAUGGACGAGCGGACCCUGGAGAAGACCCAGCAGCAGCACGUGCUGUACCAGCAGGAGCAGCACCACCAGAUCCUCCAGCAGCAGCUCCAGGACUCGAUCUGCCCUCCGCAGCCUUCCCCGCCUCUCCAGGCUCCCGGUGAAAGCCAGCCGGCGCUCCUCACCCACCAGCUGCAGAGGUUACGAAUUCAGCCUUCGAGCCCGCCGCCCACCCACCCCAGCAACCACCUCUUCCGGCAGCCCAGUAACAGCCCUCCCCCCAUGAGUGGGGCCCUGAUCCCCCCUCACGGCGCGGCCCCCUCGCAGUUCCCAGGCCUCCCAGCCCGCGGCCCCCUCUACCAGCAGCCCGACACCGGCUCCCCUCCCCCGACCGUGGCUCUCACCUGCCUGGGCCUGCAGCAACCCGCCCCGCCGCAGCAGGUGACCAUCCAGGUCCAGGAGCCCGUGGACACGCUCAGCAGCAUGCCGGGCAGCGGGGCGGGCCCUGCCGGGCGGGGCCUGUCCAUCAACCCCGGGGCCAGCCAGAUGCCAGGGCCGCACCGGACCAGCCUGAUGGCCUCCUUCAGCUACGGCCACCGACCCUUGUCCAAGCAGCUGAGCGCUGACAGUGCAGAGGCCCACAGCUUGAACGGGAGUCGGUUCUCCCCUGCCAACUACGACCAGGCGGCGCACCUCCACCCCCACCUGUUCCCGGACCAGCCCCGGGCCUCCCCCGGCAGCUACAGCCCGUCGGCGGCGGGCGCGGGCCUCCCCCCGCUGGAGCAGCUCCCCGCCUUCCCGCCGGGCCCCCCGCAGCCGCUCUACGCCACCUCGGCCCUGCAGCAGGCCCUGCUGUCCCCCACGCCGCCCGACUACAGCCGGCACCAGCAGGUGCCCCACAUCCUGCAGGGACUGCUCUCGCCCCGGCACUCGCUCACCGGCCACUCGGACAUCCGGCUGCCGCCCGCGGAGUUCGCGCAGCUCCUGAAGCAGCGGCGGCAGCAGCAGCAGGAGCACCAGGAGCUGCUCAGGCACUUGAACCAGGGGGACGCCGGGCGGCAGACUGUGGCCGAGCGCCAGGCCCUGGCCUACCAGAACGCUGACUCGUACCCCCACCCGCACCCGCACCCCCACAGCAGCCCCCAGCACCUGCUCCAGAUCCGGCCGCAGGACUGUCUCUCCCAGGAGUCCCCGCCGCCGCCCGCGCCCCGCGGCUUCGCGCCCACGCUCCUGCCCUCGGAGAGCAUGGAGGAGGAGUGCUUCUGCCAGGGCGCCCGGGACGCCUUCCCCAACGCCAAGCCCCCCGGCGCGCUGGCCAAGGGCGGCCACGACAGCCCCCUGCUCUUGAGUACGGGCGGACCUGGGGACCCCGAGUCCCUGCUGGGAACUGUGAGUCACGCGCAGGAACUGGGGAUCCACUCUUUCCGGCACCAGCCCGCCGCCGCGGCGUUCAGUAGAAAUAAGGUGUCCAGCCGAGAGUCCAUCCUGGGGGACUGCAUGGAGAGAAGAGGCCCCGGCCAGGCCAUGGAGCUGCCGGAGCCUGACGGGCCGGGCUACCACCCGCACGGCAGCGCCAGCGAGCCACCGCGGCCCCGCGCGCUGCAGAGACACCACACGAUCCAGAACAGCGACGACGCCUACGUGCAGCUGGAGACGCUGUCGGGCAUGAGCCUAGUGGCGGGCAAGGCACUGAGCUCCGCCCGCAUGGCCGACGCGGUCCUCAGCCAGUCCUCGCUCAUGGGGAGCCAACAGCUCCAGGAAGGGGUCGCCGCAGAAUGCCGGGACCGCCCCGGAGGCCCUGAGCUCCCCGACCUGCCAGAGGGCAGCCAGCACCUGAACCCCUGCUACCCCUCCACGUGCCUCAGUGGCAUCCUGCUUAGCUACAAGCACCCCGAGGUCUCCUUCAGCAUGGAGCAGGCCGGCGUGUGACAGGGUGAGUGAUG
Messenger RNA from Sorex fumeus (smoky shrew), 3938 nucleotides. It is a transcript of the gene SIK3, whose product is annotated as SIK family kinase 3. Gene Ontology annotation, molecular function: ATP binding; protein serine/threonine kinase activity; tau-protein kinase activity. Gene Ontology annotation, cellular component: cytoplasm. Gene Ontology annotation, biological process: protein phosphorylation; microtubule cytoskeleton organization; intracellular signal transduction. The record is from RefSeq and is a predicted model, not a curated record. The transcript has 24 exons. Bases 232 to 3924 code for a protein of 1230 amino acids. NCBI's taxonomy places the organism in Eukaryota, Metazoa, Chordata, Mammalia, Eulipotyphla, Soricidae.